Messenger RNA from Propithecus coquereli (Coquerel's sifaka), 11316 nucleotides. RefSeq names its product collagen, type XII, alpha 1 (gene COL12A1). NCBI's taxonomy places the organism in Eukaryota, Metazoa, Chordata, Mammalia, Primates, Indriidae. The record is from RefSeq and is a predicted model, not a curated record. Gene Ontology annotation, molecular function: protein binding. The transcript has 65 exons.
ACUUGGCGAGGGCGAGCCGCCGAGUGGCGUCCGCACGCCGGCCUCUGCGGUCCCAGGCGGUGUCCGCUCGUCCAGCCGCGCCGGCGGCUCCUCCCGGGACCCUCCUCCUCCUCCUCCUUCUCCUCCUCCUCCGCCCAGACCUCCCCGCCGGUGCCCACGCCUCGGCGGCCGCCAGGUGCUCCUGCAGAGCAGCGUCUACCCCCCCGGGCGUGCUGGGGUCACGCGGAGCGCCAGCUUCUCCGACGCCGGGGAGUCGCUGUCGCCGCCGCUACCUCUGUCACUGCCGCCUCAGAUCCCUUCAUGCGGCUGUGAGCUCAGAGGCCGAGCAUGCGGACCAGGCUUCCCCCAGCGCUCGCCGCCCUGGGCGCGGCCCUGCUCCUGUCUUCCAUUGAGGCAGAAGUUGACCCACCUUCAGACUUGAAUUUUAAAAUUAUAGAUGAAAAUACUGUUCAUAUGUCAUGGGCAAGACCAGUUGAUCCAAUUUUGGGUUACAGAAUAACGGUGGACCCUACAACAGAUGGGCCCACUAAAGAAUUUACCCUUGCAGCUAGUACCACUGAAACUUUAUUAUCUGACCUUAUACCUGAAAUAGAGUAUGUGGUGACAAUAACUUCAUAUAAUGAAGUAGAAGAAAGUGUACCAGUUAUAGGCCAACUAACAAUUCAAACAGGUGUUUCAACAAAGCCAGGGGAGAAGAAACCUGGAAAAACAGAGAUGCAAAAAUGCUCUGUCAGUGCCUGGACUGAUUUGGUUUUCCUCGUGGAUGGCUCCUGGAGUGUGGGAAGAAAUAAUUUCAAGUACAUUUUAGACUUUAUUGCUGCUCUUGUGUCUGCAUUCGACAUUGGGGAAGAGAAGACAAGGGUUGGAGUUGUUCAGUACAGCUCUGAUACCAGGACUGAAUUUAACUUAAAUCAGUACUACCAAAGGGAUGAGCUUCUUGCUGCAAUUAAAAAAAUCCCAUACAAAGGUGGAAACACAAUGACAGGUGAUGCCAUUGAUUACUUAGUUAAAAAUACUUUCACGGACUCUGCUGGAGCAAGAGUUGGCUUUCCUAAAGUGGCAAUUAUUAUUACGGAUGGCAAAUCCCAGGAUGAAGUGGAAAUUCCAGCAAGAGAGCUUCGUAAUGUUGGGGUUGAAGUUUUCUCUUUGGGGAUUAAAGCUGCAGAUGCAAAAGAACUCAAACAAAUUGCCUCCACACCUUCACUGAGCCAUGUUUUCAACGUGGCCAACUUUGAUGCAAUUGUGGAUAUUCAGAAUGAGAUCAUUUCCCAGGUGUGCUCAGGUGUUGACGAACAACUCGGUGAACUGGUUAGUGGAGAAGAAAUUGUCGAACCUCCUUCAAAUUUGAUUGCCAUGGAAGUCUCAUCAAAAUACAUUAAGCUAAACUGGAAUCCAUCUCCUAGCCCAGUGACUGGCUAUAAAGUCGUCCUCACACCAAUGACUGCUGGAAGACGACAGCACGCUCUGAGUGUGGGACCACAGACAACCAUGCUCAGUGUUCGCGACCUCUCAGCAGACACAGAAUACCAGAUUAGCGUUUAUGCCAUGAAGGGGCUGACGUCCAGUGAACCUGUUUCAGUAAUGGAGAAGACUCAGCCAAUGAAAGUUCAAGUGGAAUGCUCACGUGGUGUGGAUAUAAAAGCUGAUAUUGUGUUUUUGGUUGAUGGUUCCUAUAGCAUCGGGAUUGCAAACUUUGUUAAAGUUAGAGCCUUUUUGGAAGUUCUUGUAAAAAGUUUUGAGAUUUCGCCAAAUAGGGUACAGAUAAGUCUUGUCCAAUAUAGCCGCGAUCCUCAUACUGAGUUCAGUUUGAAAAAAUUCAACAAAGUUGAAGAUAUAAUUGAAGCAAUAAACACCUUCCCCUACAGAGGAGGAUCUACAAACACUGGCAAAGCAAUGACUUACGUCAGAGAGAAAAUAUUUGUGCCUAGCAAGGGUUCAAGAAGCAAUGUACCAAAGGUCAUGAUUCUUAUCACUGAUGGGAAAUCAUCAGAUGCUUUCAGAGAUCCUGCUAUAAAACUAAGGAAUUCAGAUGUUGAAAUCUUCGCAGUUGGUGUGAAGGAUGCUGUUCGCUCAGAAUUAGAAGCUAUUGCCUCUCCUCCUGCUGAGACCCACGUGUUCACUGUGGAAGAUUUCGAUGCUUUUCAGAGGAUAUCUUUUGAACUCACACAGUCUAUCUGCCUUAGAAUCGAGCAAGAAUUGGCAGCUAUAAAGAAAAAAGCUUACGUGCCUCCAAAGAAUCUUAGUUUUUCCGAGGUGACUUCUUACAGUAUCAAAGCCAACUGGUCUCCAGCUGGAGAAAAUGUUUUUUCAUAUCACAUCACCUACAAGGAAGCUGCUGGAGAAGACGAGGUCACGGUGGUGGAGCCGGCAUCGAGCACUAGUGUUGUUCUCAACAACCUUAAGCCAGAGACCCUGUACUUGGUCAACGUGACUGCAGAGUACGAGGACGGCUUCAGCAUUCCCUUAGCUGGAGAGGAGACCACUGCAGAAGUAAAAGGAGCACCUCGAAACCUAAAGGUGACAGAUGAAACUACAGAUAGUUUUAAAAUUACCUGGACUCAGGCUCCAGGCAGAGUGUUAAGGUAUCGAAUUAUAUACAGACCAGUCGCUGGUGGAGAAAGCAAAGAAGUUACCACCCCAGCCAAUCAGAGGAGGAGAACGCUGGAGAACCUGACUCCAGACACAAAAUAUGAAGUAUCUGUAAUUCCCGAAUACUUCUCAGGACCUGGGUCUCCGUUGACUGGAAAUGCGGCCACUGAAGAAGUUAGAGGGAAUCCAAGGAACUUAAGAGUUUCUGAUCCUACAACAUCAACUAUGAAAUUGUCUUGGAGUGGAGCACCAGGAAAAGUGAAGCAGUAUCUUGUCACAUACACCCCAGUGGCAGGAGGCGAAACUCAAGAGGUCACUGUGGGGGGAGAUACAACCACUACCGUGCUGAGGGAAUUAAAGGAAGGGACAAGAUAUGCCUUGUCUGUGACGGCCUUGUAUUCAUCUGGGGCUGGAGACGCCCUUUCUGGAGAAGGAACAACGCUGGAAGAACGUGGUUCGCCUCAAGAUUUAGUUAUCAAAGACAUCACUGACACAUCAGUUGGGGCUUAUUGGACAUCUGCUCCAGGAAUGGUUCGAGGUUACAGGGUCUCAUGGAAAUCUCUUUAUGAUGAUGUUGAGGCUGGAGAAAAAAAUCUUCCUGAAGAUGCAAUUCAUACUAUGAUAGAAAAUCUGCAGCCAGAGACCAAAUACAAAAUUUCAAUAUUUGCAACUUACAGCAGUGGAGAAGGAGAACCUUUGACUGGAGAUGCCACAACUGAAUCAUCUCGAUUUAAGUCGCCCAGAAACCUCAAAACAUCUGACCCAACUAUGUCAAGCUUCCGAGUGACUUGGGAGCCUGCCCCUGGGGAAGUGAAAGGUUAUAAAGUCACAUUCCACCCUACGGGGGAUGACAGAAGACUGGGGGAGUUAGUGGUUGGACCCUAUGACAACACCGUUGUUUUGGAGGAACUUAGGGCAGGUACCACCUAUAAAGUGAAUGUUUUUGGAAUGUUUGAUGGAGGAGAAAGUUCGCCACUCGUUGGACAAGAAAUGACAACCCUGUCUGAUACAACUGUGAUGCCAAUUUUAUCUUCUGGGAUGGAGUGUCUCACUAGAGCUGAAGCAGACAUUGUGUUGCUGGUGGAUGGAUCAUGGAGCAUUGGCCGGGCAAAUUUCAGAACCGUGAGAAGUUUCAUUUCUCGUAUUGUGGAAGUCUUUGAGAUCGGCCCCAAAAGAGUACAAAUUGCCCUUGCUCAGUACAGUGGAGACCCCAGAACAGAGUGGCAAUUAAAUGCUCACAGAGACAAGAAUAGCUUGUUGCAAGCUGUGGCAAACUUACCAUACAAAGGAGGCAAUACUCUCACAGGCAUGGCUUUGAAUUUCAUUCGCCAGCAGAGCUUCAGAACCCAAGCUGGCAUGAGGCCUCGAGCUCGCAAAAUUGGUGUUCUCAUUACUGAUGGAAAAUCACAAGAUGAUGUCGAGGCACCUUCAAAGAAACUCAAGGAUGAAGGCGUGGAGCUGUUUGCUAUUGGUAUUAAAAAUGCUGAUGAAGUUGAGUUAAAGAUGAUUGCAACUGACCCUGACGAUACCCAUGCAUACAAUGUGGCAGACUUUGAGUCACUCUCUAGGAUUGUGGAUGAUCUCACCAUUAACUUGUGUAAUAGUGUCAAAGGUCCAGGUGAUUUGGAAGCACCUUCUAACUUAGUUAUUUCUGAGCGAACCCAUCGUUCUUUUAGAGUGAGCUGGGUACCUCCUUCUGACAAUGUGGAUCGAUACAAGGUGGAAUACUACCCGGUUUCUGGAGGAAAACGUCAAGAAUUUUAUGUGAGUCGGCUGGAUACUAGCACAGUGCUAAAAGAUCUGAAGCCUGAAACUGAGUAUGUCGUUAAUGUGUAUUCCGUGGUAGAAGAUGAAUAUAGUGAGCCUCUGAAGGGCACAGAAAAAACCUUGCCAGUCCCUGUGGUCAGCCUGAACAUUUAUGAUGUCAGCCCCACCACCAUGCAUGUGCAAUGGCAGCCCGUGGGGGGAGCUACCGGCUACAUCUUGUCAUACGAGCCCACUCAGGUAGCAGAACUGACAAAACCCAAAGAGAUGCGUGUGGGGCCGACGGUGAAUGAUGUAGAGCUGACUGACCUCUCUCCCAACACCGAGUAUGCUGUCACAGUCCAGGCUGCCCUGCAUGACCUCACUAGUGAACCUGUCACUGCUCGACAAGUCACCUUGCCUUUACCCAGACCUCAAGAUCUGAAACUCAGAGAUGUGACUCACAGCACCAUGAAUGUCUUUUGGGAACCUGUGCCCGGAAAAGUGCGUAAAUACGUUGUUCAGUAUAAAACACCAGAAGAGGAUGUCAAAGAGGUAGAUGUGGACAGAUCAGAGACGAGCAUCUCUCUCAAAGACCUAUUGUCACAAACCCAGUAUACAGUCAGUGUUUCUGCAGUAUAUGAUGAAGGGGAGUCUCCUCCAGUGACUGCUCAAGAAACUACCCGACCUGUGCCAGCCCCAACAAACCUAAGAAUUACUGAUGUAACACCACAGAGUUUCAGAGGAACUUGGGAUCAUGGAGCUUCAGAUGUGUCUCUCUAUAGGAUAACCUGGGCACCUUUUGGAAGCGCAGAUAAGAUGGAGACCAUCUUAAAUGGAGAUGAAAAUACUUUGGUGUUUGAAAACCUGAACCCCAACACUCUCUAUGAAGUUUCUGUUACUGCCAUCUACCCUGAUGAGUCAGAGAGUGAUGACCUGACUGGCAGUGAGCGCACGCUUCGUUUGAUAACCAUAACACCAGCUCCAAAAAGUGGCCCCCGAAACCUUCAGGUGUACAAUGCAACAUCUAACAGCUUGACUGUUAAGUGGGAUCCUGCUAGUGGUCGUGUGCAGAAAUACAGAGUCAUUUAUCAGCCUUCAUCAGGGGAAGGCAAUGAACAAACGACCACAAUAGGAGGGCGGCAGAACAGUGUCGUGCUGCAGAAACUGAGGCCGGACACACCUUACACGAUCACUGUGUCCUCUCUGUAUCCGGAUGGGGAAGGAGGUCGGAUGACAGGAAGAGGCAAGACGAAACCUCUGAAUACUGUGAAGAACCUAAGAGUGUAUGACCCUUCUACCAGCACCUUGAAUGUUCGCUGGGACCAUGCAGAGGGAAAUCCUCGUCAGUACAAGCUCUUCUAUGCACCCACAGCAGGUGGUCCAGAGGAACUGGUACCAAUCCCUGGGAAUACCAAUUAUGCCAUUCUUAGGAACCUGCAGCCAGAUACCCCAUAUACGGUUACAGUAGUUCCUGUUUAUACUGAAGGCGACGGUGGCCGCACAUCAGAUACUGGAAGGACUUUGGUGAGAGGACUGGCAAGAAACGUCCAAGUGUACAAUCCUACACCCAACAGCCUUGAUGUUCGCUGGGACCCUGCACCUGGGCCUGUGCAGCAAUAUAGCAUUGUGUAUUCCCCUGUGGCUGGCACGAGACCCUCGGACUCUAUUGUGGUGCCAGGAAAUACCCGCACAGUGCACCUGGAGCGGCUGAUUCCAGACACACUCUAUUCUGUGGACAUCGUGGCUGUCUACUCAGAUGGACCGGGGAAUCCUAGCCCUGCCCAGGGCCGAACGCUACCACGGAGUGGACCAAGAAAUCUGAGAGUCAGUGGGGAAACAACCAACAGCCUCUCUGUAGCCUGGGAUCACGCUGAUGGGCCAGUUCACCAAUACAGGAUCAUCUAUUCCCCGACCGUUGGUGAUCCAAUUGAUGAAUAUACCACAGUCCCAGGCAGAAGAAACAAUGUAAUACUGCAGCCUCUGCAAUCUGAUACUCCAUAUAAAAUUACUGUUAUUGCUGUUUAUGAAGAUGGAGAUGGUGGCCAUCUAACAGGAAGUGGAAGGACUGUGGGACUGCUUCCUCCUCAGAACAUACACAUCUCUGAUGAAUGGUAUACGAGAUUCAGGGUGUCCUGGGAUCCUUCACCCUCUCCAGUUCUUGGAUAUAAAAUUGUGUAUAAGCCAGAAGGUUCCAAUGAGCCCAUGGAAGUCUUUGUUGGAGAAGUGACAUCAUACACUUUACACAAUCUCAAUCCCAGCACCACCUAUGACGUGAAUGUUUACGCUCAGUAUGAUUCUGGACUCAGUGUCCCCCUGACAGAUCAAGGCACAACAUUGUAUUUAAAUGUGACAGAUCUGAAAACCUACCAGAUUGGGUGGGACACAUUCUGCGUCAGAUGGUCAGCUCACCGGGCAGCCACCUCCUACAGGCUAAAACUAAGCCCCGCAGACGGAACCAGAGGACAAGAAAUCACAGUGCGUGGAUCAGAAACCAGUCACUGCUUCACUGGCCUUUCACCAGACACUGAUUAUGGCGUCACUGUUUUUGUGCAGACACCAAAUCUUGAGGGACCAGGUGUCCUUGUCAAAGAACGUACCACUGUAAAACCAACAGAAGCCCCUACAGAGCCACCCACGCCUCCUCCUCCUCCCACGAUUCCACCGGCCCGGGAUGUAUGCAAAGGUGCCAAGGCAGAUAUUGUGUUCUUGACUGAUGCCUCUUGGAGUAUCGGGGAUGAUAAUUUUAACAAAGUUGUAAAAUUCAUUUUCAAUACUGUGGGAGGCUUUGACGAAAUCAGUCCUGCUGGGAUUCAGGUUUCAUUUGUGCAGUACAGUGAUGAGGUCAAGUCUGAGUUCAAGCUGAACACGUACAAUGACAAGGCCCUAGCCCUUGGGGCUCUCCAGAAUAUUAGGUACAGAGGUGGAAACACAAGAACAGGCAAAGCCCUCACAUUUAUCAAGGAGAAAGUCUUGACCUGGGAGAGCGGCAUGAGGAAGAAUGUCCCCAAGGUGUUGGUUGUGGUCACGGAUGGUCGGUCACAGGACGAGGUCAAGAAGGCGGCUUUGGUCAUCCAGCAGUCAGGGUUCAGCGUCUUUGUGGUUGGUGUGGCUGAUGUCGACUACAACGAGCUUGCCAACAUCGCCAGCAAACCAAGCGAACGGCACGUUUUCAUUGUGGAUGACUUUGAAUCUUUUGAGAAGAUUGAGGACAACCUUAUUACAUUUGUUUGUGAAACUGCCACUUCAAGUUGUCCUCUCAUUUAUUUGGAUGGCUAUACCUCACCAGGUUUUAAGAUGCUCGAAGCAUAUAACCUGACAGAAAAGAAUUUUGCAUCUGUACAAGGCGUAUCUUUGGAGUCAGGGUCUUUCCCCAGCUACUCAGCUUACAGGCUUCAGAAGAAUGCAUUUGUGAAUCAGCCUACAGCAGACCUACACCCAAAUGGACUCCCCUCUUCAUACACGAUUAUAUUAUUGUUCAGACUUCUCCCAGAAACUCCCAGUGAACCUUUUGCAAUUUGGCAAAUCACAGACAGAGAUUACAAACCACAAGUUGGAGUGAUUGCAGAUCCUUCUAGCAAGACGUUAUCAUUCUUUAACAAGGAUACAAGAGGCGAGGUACAAACUGUUACAUUUGACACAGAUGAAGUACAGACAUUAUUUUAUGGAAGUUUUCAUAAGUUCCAAAUCCAGAGUUUUGACAUUGUCUGCAGCCCGGUGUGGACCAGUAGAGACAGAUGCUGUGAUAUUCCCUCUAGGAGAGAUGAAGCAAAAUGUCCUGCUCUACCAAACGCCUGCACAUGUACCCAGGACAGCAUUGGACCUCCAGGACCUCCGGGCCCUGCAGGAGGACCUGGUGCUAAAGGUCCCAGAGGUGAAAGAGGUAUCAGUGGGGCAAUUGGGCCCCCUGGUCCUCGUGGAGAUUCAGGUCCUCCAGGCCCCCAGGGUCCUCCAGGUCCCCAGGGACCCAAUGGACUCUCUAUUCCGGGAGAACAAGGUCGCCAAGGGAUGAAAGGGGAUGCCGGAGAGCCAGGACUUCCAGGCCGAACAGGCACUCCGGGAUUACCUGGCCCACCAGGACCAAUGGGCCCUCCAGGAGACAGAGUAAGUUUUCUUGGGCAGGCUGGGAGCUUGUGUCCAUGACAUCCCCCCCACCCAGGCUCUCCAGGAGUCACAGGACCGAGUGGGAAACCAGGAAAACCCGGAGACCAUGGCAGGCCAGGGCCAUCUGGCUUAAAAGGAGAGAAAGGUGAUAGGGGAGACAUUGCUUCCCAGAACAUGAUGCGAGCAGUUGCAAGACAAGUCUGUGAACAAUUAAUAAGCGGUCAGAUGAACAGAUUCAAUCAGAUGCUGAAUCAGAUUCCAAACGAUUACCACUCCAGUCGGAACCAGCCAGGCCCGCCUGGUCCCCCAGGCCCCCCUGGCAGCGCGGGAACCAGAGGAGAGCCAGGACCUGGGGGGCGACCAGGCUUCCCAGGCACACCAGGCAUGCAGGGACCGCCUGGUGAACGAGGUUUGCCGGGAGAGAAAGGUGAAAGGGGUAUUGGAUCUCCAGGACCUCGGGGGCUGCCUGGCCCCCCAGGUCCACAAGGAGAAUCCAGAACAGGUCCACCAGGGUCUACAGGUUCAAGAGGUCCCCCCGGUCCUCCUGGUCGUCCCGGAAACUCAGGUAUCCGAGGACCCCCAGGUCCUCCUGGAUACUGUGAUUCGUCCCAGUGUGCCAGCAUCCCAUACAACGGGCAAGGCUAUCCAGGUUCCGGCUAACAAAUUUUCUAAGUCGCCAGUGCUGCUUACAGUUUGAAUACAUGAAAAUCCUGUUUCUGAGAUGUUUGCGCACGUGCUUAUUAGAAAAUGAGUCUGUAUGGAAAUCUCACCACAGAUAUGGUUAACGAACCGGGUCGACAUCACAAAGGAGGGUGGAGACUCUUUAUACUAACUUGAAUGAAAAAAAAGCAGUGGUGUCAGUUUAUAAGCCUGAUGCAUUUCAGUAAUAAUGUAGAAAAACAUUUUUUUUUAAAAAAAGUUGAAAGACAAAGCCAUGGGGAGCCUCGGUUGUGAAAGAGGUGCACAAUAAAACUACUAACCAGCGGAGAUCAUGCCAUUUAAGAAAAACAAUUAACCUGGUUAAAGAGAAAUGUCUUAUGUAAAUAAUAAACUAAUUGUGGCUUGUAAAUGAUUUGUAUGUGAUCCUGUCCACUAAAAUUACUUAACAUUCCUACAAUAAGCUUCUGCAUCAAAGCCUGCUGCUUGCUCUAUGCCGGAAUAACACUGAAUGGAAUCUCCUCAUCUCUUGCUUGUUAGCGAUGUGUCUGAUUCAGGGCAUGUGUCUUUUUAUUAUUAUUAUUUUUUUGUACGUGUACUCUCAUUUGAGUUUUGUAACUGCAAUUUUCAAGCCAAAGUUUAAAAUCACCUUUUCUUCCUGUUUUGCUGUAGUCACUGGUGUUCCUCACUCAGCAGCUAUAACUCAGUCUGUGUGAGGGACAGCCACAGAAAAUGUCAUGUACUGUAUAUUACCUGGUGAUAGUUGCUUUUCACCUCCAGAGUUCAGUUUCUAGGAGCCAAUAAAACUUCCCCUCACCUCCUCAGCUUUCCAAGUUGUUCUUUGAAUUGAGGAGUUUGAAGUCAUGAACAGUUACCUGGGGAUUUGUGAAAAUCCUACCUAGGUACUGUGUUUACAGUUCUUUGGCCCAGUCCCGGACCCCUCCCAGGUAUUUGUGCAAUGAUUGUAUUUACUGCUGGAUCUUUGAAGGUUUUUAUUUUUUUUUUAAGAAAGUGCCAUUUCAUUAUUUGAUUAUUACCAAAUUUUCUCUGCAAAUAGAAGCAAUCAGGACAUUGACUUAUCUAUUUAUAGCUAGGAGAUUAAGACUGGAGUGCCAUCACCUCGGGUGAUGAUUUAGCUUUUGCUGUGUGUGUGCCUUCCAAAUCAUGCCAUAACUGUAAUGUUGAAUCGGACAGAGCCGUACGUGCCCGAGGGCGGGGGCUACCUGCCUGAGCGCGAGCCCUUCAUCGUGCCGGUGGAGCCCGAGCGGACGGCGGAGUACGAGGACUACGGCGCGGACGAGCCUGCAGCGGAGCCUCCUCCCCACGUGCGUUGGCGGCGCGCCCUGCCCCGCGGCCCGGGGCAGUGAACCUGAGACCAGGCGCCGCGCCGCAAGGCUGGGGGGAGGUGUUGGAAUUCUCAUUUACAGGUCACAUAGCGCAAUGUACGUCUUUUCUGUGAUGUUUCUUCCGGCGUUGCUUCAUCCAAGAGUACCCUUUCUGACUGUAGAGAACCUUGUUUCUGCAGGAAGCCUAGCUCGCAGCAUGCAGUCUGUAGACAUUUUUGCCUUUGCCCUUGAAAUGCUUGCAAAAUACUUUGUUCAUAAAAGCUGCAAGGAGAAAACACGCCACGUGCCUUUAGUUAGCACAGUGGGCGGCCUCAGUGAAACUAUUAGGCAGUAAGUCCUGGAACCCAGAGCUACUGUAAUUUCGAGAGAGCAGUUUAUCUUUUCUUAUACUUAUUUGCGAUUCAGUUACACCACGAUUCAAGUAAUUCCCUUCUUGAAACCAGAAAGGAGGGAACCGUCAACUCCAUUGCAAUUAUUUAUCUUCCUUUUCUAUCUCUUAUACAUUAGUGCAUAGGAUGCUCUUACACAUCUUUAACAACCACAAACCUUAAGCCAUGUAGCUUAAGUUAGUGCAUCGACUGGAUACAGUUCCAUAUUGCUUUAAACCUCUUUGUUGUAGACAAACUAACAUUUAUGCCAAAUUGCAGAUUAUUCUGCAGAGAUGGAAUUGCAUGUUUGUGUUGUAUAUUUAGUAUGAACUUUUUUUUCAGAACAUAAUGUUUCUUAGUUAUCAGAAGCAGUUGGAAAAUGUUUGCAAGACUAUGAACAUAGAAUUGCUGCUUUUAUAUUUUAACUGCAGAUUGUGAAUUUCACUGCCUUAUAUUAUUUAUUUCUGAAACAAAAGAGGCAUUUUUCAAUAAAACUACUGAAAAUUUGA